This is a messenger RNA of Gryllus bimaculatus (two-spotted cricket), 912 nucleotides long. NCBI's taxonomy places the organism in Eukaryota, Metazoa, Arthropoda, Insecta, Orthoptera, Gryllidae. The record is from the annotation of a GenBank genome assembly.
AUGCAGAUCGCCCGAAUUCUCCGCGCGCCGCCGCCGUUACGUGAAGGGCGCGGGGGCCGCGCGCCUCGACAGCCCGGCGCGCACGUGCGCUUUCACCCGAGCGCGGGGGGCGGGGCUGCUCCUGACGUCACAUAACGACCUGGAACUCCUGGACAGAGCAGUUCUGUCAACCACUGGCGCGCCCCCGGCACCUUCCAAUGUGAAGCUCCAAACAAAGGAGAAGCAGGUGACUCACGUGCGAGCACCGACGCCCGCGAGGCGGCCGCCAAGCAGCCGCCCCCGCGCACGGCACGCAUCGGAUACACUGCCGAAGAGAGUGAGGUGGAUCUCUUUGGCACACCCUUUAUGAACCUCAGUUUCGUGGGCAAAACACUCUUUCAUCCACGCUUUCAUCUAGCACCGUUCUCCGCAAUUUCUCCAACCACAGAAGUCCGUUACGCCUCUUCCCGCCGGUCGAAGCGCGUCGCGGGCCGUGUUCUGUUCUCCCGCCCGGAGGACACGUCAGCUGAUGGGCCGCCAAACGAAAGGCUGAAAGGAAAAUCUGGAUCACUUUCGUCUUCGGCGAGUCGGGGGGGGGCGCUCUCCGGGGCCCAGCGAGUGCGGCUGCGGCGGAGGCCGCGCGACGGUGGCAGUGGCCGUGGAGGCGGAGGCGAGACUUUCACUGGGAGACUGCUCACGCGCGGCGCGGCGCUCCGCGAGGACCGCCGGCCCCCGGCGCCGCGGCCACUCUGCUCUCUCGGCGGACGACGCCAGACGAGUGGAGAGGAGAGGGCGCGAGAAGAGGGAAGAGCGGAGCGGCGCGACGCCGCACUCCCGCAGCUGCACGUGCCACACGCCGCCCGCGCGCAGUUGCGGUCCGCACGUCGCCCAGCCGCGCCAGGAGCCAACGCCAGGAGCCAGCAGACGGCCUGA